This is a messenger RNA of Amoebophrya sp. A120, 4809 nucleotides long. The record is from the annotation of a GenBank genome assembly. NCBI's taxonomy places the organism in Eukaryota, Dinophyceae, Syndiniales, Amoebophryaceae.
AGGCUCUAGUUCUACCCCGACCUGUAUCGUAAAACUGGUGCUUUUCCCCCGUAGAAGUAUUUUCUUGACAGUUGAAGUCCAUUUUUACAUUCACACAUUGAAGAUUAGAAGUCACCAGUGGCAGUGAUAUCCCUUUCUCUCGCUAUGGAUUGCUUUACAACUUUUUCACCUCCUCCAGUAGAGCAACAAAAGCCCCUCUUGCUCUUCUCUCUUUCACUCCUUCCAAAUCCGUGCAGCGCAGACUGAAUAGUCAUGGCGCUCCAUCCCGACCCAGAUCUUGUCCGCUUUGUCGUUCGGGCGGUCGAGCAGGUGCUCCAGGAGGCAAACCGGACGAAAACCCUUUCCCUUUCGUUGACCUCCCAAACGACCGACGACUGCACGAUUGACCCGUCGCUGCCCAGACUCGCCCAAUGCCACGUGAACGCAGCCGAGGUGCUGCAGGUCGCCAUGAACCCGGAACAGGUGAUCAGUAUUUCCUCGGAAGUGGAUUUAGCACAAAGUAACCGCACGGGCGAGCAGCUGCUCUUCAUCGGAGAUUUGAUUAUCGGGCUCCUCGAUGCGCUGACCCAUUUCGGAAAGAGAGAAAGAUACCGGGAGGCGCACGACCGGGGCCUGAGAUACGCGCUGGAGGCGGUGCAAGCAGUGUUCUGCUUGAAGAUAGGCGCACCUCCUUCUUCAAAUGUUGUUGCGCAGCAAGAACAUGAUAUUAGUCCAAAUGGUGCACCAGCUGCAACUACAAGCAAACCUUCCAAACGACCCUCCAUCGGGUCCUGCGCGUUGCAGUUUUUUCUGAAACCGGAGGAGUUUCUCGCGAUAGCCGGCGCCGGGCCGGAGUUAGUGGGAGUGCAAGUGGACGAGGCGACCUCGCUGGCGGAGUACUUUCUGCUCCAGAUGGGUAGCAAGUUUGACGACUUACUCCGUAUUUUCGUGUUCGGCCACGCAAGGGAACUGGAGAAGUGCCGGAAGCUGGAGCGAGAGCAACUUUUUGACGACGAGGGGGAGCAGUGGAUGGUGAGUGCCAGCAUAAAGCGUAUGGCCGAGAAGAAGCGCCUGGCGCAGCUGCUUUGGCGGUGUUUUUCCAACUUAGUUUCUCUAGCGCAGGUCGCACAACAAGCAGUGGAACUACAGGGGGAAGGAAACAUUGAAAAUGGUGAGGAGAACACGACUUCUAGCACCUCUUUCCCCUCCGUCGAGAUCUUCCUGGAGCUGUGUAAUAACGACGUGGAGUUGGCCGUGAAACUCGCAGUCCUCCUUCUGGACGUAGAGCCUCUGAUUGCCGUCCCCUUGUGUCAGAUGUGGGACAGCUCGCAAGCGCACAAGGCCGUCCGGGAGACGAUGCGGCAGGUGAAGGAAAUGGUAACUGGGGUUUUUCAGGAACAACCGCACGUAGACGGAGUACUAGACGUUGGAGGCGUCAAUGCCGCAACACAAGAAUUAUCCGUGUUGGACGUGUUCGAGUACCGGAAACGGCUCGCGUUUUGCUUCAUCGACAAUGACGUUCUCACCCUGUUGCUGCGGCGCUGCGAAAAGCUGCUGCUCGGCGGCGGAUCGGGCGGGCAAAACCACGGGGCGGUCGUCAUUGGAGCUGCCAGUAGUAGUGCUGCAGCAACAGCUGCUACUAGUACCGCUGCUGCACCAACUGCUGACGGCGGUGGAAAUUAUAUGAACGCCAAUGAGAACAAUCUAUCCCCUAGUACUGUUCGUGCCGGUGAUGCGAAUGCGAACUUUCUGCAGCAGCUAGACCAGGAGGGGCAGACCCGGGUGGUGCUGGGUCUCUCGAAUAGCCCGGGCACCGCGUCCGCGCACGACCCCUAUCAGGCGAGGCACAACGAACAGCUGCAACUGGCCCGACUGGAGGAGAUGGUGAGCCAACUCUCCAUUUCCCCAACCGCGGGCGGCGGUUCAUCAGGGACAACUAGUAGCGGUGGAAAAAGGAACAUGAUAGAGCAGUCCCUGCUAAACGAGCAGAGUAUUUCCGAUUCGCAACUCCAUGUCGGCGAGCGGACGCUGUCGGGGAAUUUUAACAAUUCUGAUGAUGUAGUGGCGAUGCAAAACUACAAUUCUUAUACCGAUCCUAACUACCCGCUCGACCCGCAGCAGCAAAUCACGAAAAGCAGGAUGCAGCUGACUAGUCGCGCAACUUUAUUGGUGAUCGCCCUUACCCGAAUCGUGUCCGAGAUGGCUACAGUGUGCUUCGACGACAAACACUACAGCUCCAACGACGUCGAUUUGAUAUCCAGGAAAGUCGCGAACGUCGUCAUGCGCUUAGUCCGCCACUUGGCCCUGCGGCGGCAAGAAAUCGAGCGCUUCGUGCGGAAGUGCGUGUUACCCCCGACCGACGCACUGCUCUUUUUCGAGAACCACCCGGUGCCCGAUAUGGUGGACGAGGCGGCCGUCGCCGUCGGGGGCGUGCUGUACAGCAGCCGCGCGAGGCCGCUGUGCCUGGAGUGGCGGGAAUACUUGACCGCGAUUGGCGACACCGCGGGGACGCUGCAGGCCUCGCUCUGCCAGGCGGUGUUGGACAUGCUGUUGCAGCUGAAAUGCCUGUCCCAGUUCUCCUUCGACGAGAACCUGCCCUGGGCGGUCCCGCGGGAUUACAUGUUGUACGGUGCGGUUGCCGCGAAGGUGUUUUUGGUAAAUCUACCGGACUAUCAAAAGGAAAAAUCCCCCCUCCCCAUAUCGAAAAGGUAUGUUUCCGAAAAUUUGCGUUGCUGAUUUGAGGUCACAAAUCGCAUUUGUCUUGCAGGAAGACAAGGGCAGAAGCUUCCGCCCCAUUAUGGCAGCGAUUUGUCAUGCUGUUGGGCCUAAAGGGGAGCGGUUUGCCAUGCUGAGCAACUAGACCCAUACGCCCCUGCCCAGUCUGCGGAUCUGGUCGCAGUGCCUUUCUGCAAUACAAAGCUGAUUGGUGUACACAAAUCCAGCAUAAGAAAUCCCGUUUUGAUAUGGGGAGGGGGGAUUUUUCCUUACGAUACGGACGAACCGGACUUCAACCUGCCAACCCGGUGCAAUUGCUUCGAACAAGCGGCGACUUUCGCCGCGCAAGAGCUGCAGGCGCCGCGCGAGGAACUUUCGGAGGCGCACUUGCAGGAAUUGCCGUUUCACCUGCAGCGGUUCUGGCGGGUAUGGAAGCGUCAGAAUCGAAAUUGACAAAGUCGAAAAAUUUGUGAUGCAUGAAAUCGAGGAUACCAUUGGGAGCCUCAGUUCCCAAGUGGCACAUGACAAAUUUCGGGAGCACCCAAAUCCAGUCUGUCAUGCUGUUUGGACAAAGAAAACUGCUCCUGUCAUGCUACUCUGGCAGCACAUUGCAUACCCCUAAACAGGCUUGCAAUCGGUCUCAUUUGCCUGCUCCCCAACACAGGCCUUACUUGGCCUACAUUUUAUGCAUUACAAGUUUUUCGAUUUUGUCGAUUUCGAUCCUGACACAUCCAUAGCGGGCGAUUCGCACGUAUUUCGUUUGGUGCGAUGGAGAAUCGGUCCACGACCCCUUUUGGCAGGACGUGCGGCUGAGCAACGAGGCCUUUCGAGACGAGAAUGCGGAGUUCGGGAAGUUUUUCCCGAUAGAAAUAGGCUCCAGUGGGCUGAUUGUCCAGAAAAGUAGCAUACUGCUGCUGCAACAGAUGUUUUACUACUCCGAGAUUCAGGAAGGCUACUACAGGCGGGAGAAGAUGAAAAUGAAGGAAAUGACAGCUGCAAAUUAUAAACAAGACCAGGAACUACAAAUGGGGAACGCCGCCGAACAAGAAGACCAACAGAGCCUGCUCCUGAACGGCCCUUUGCCGCGAAUUUACACGAUCAAUGAGGACCCGCUAGCACCACUUCCGCAGGAAAUACAGAUAGAGCCGGACGUGCCUUUGACUCCGACCCCAUCGCAACUCGCUGACGCGCGCUGGGAGAGGUUUGACGAGGAGAGAAGCUUCUCGGGCGGGGAGAAUAUCAACGAUCCGAACAAGGCGCGGAGCAUAGACAUGUUUGGGGGGAUGGACCCUAUGGGACAACAUAAUCAAGGGUCCGUCAAUGGCAUCACCUUCAUCAACGGCAUCCCGCAACCGACGAGGAUACCGGAGGAGUACCGCUGUGGGAUCGACGGGACGUUGAUGCAAACUCCGGUGCGGUUUAUGUGCAGCGGAGGCUAUUUUGUGAAUUACGAGUUAUUGAACCUACAGCAGUGGAGUGCCAUUAAGGGGGACGUUUGCCCAGUGACAGGGGAGACGUUCACGGCGGACUCCCUACAGAUCGACGAGAGUCUAAAGAGCGAAAUCGCGGAAUUUCGAAAUAGAACCGGCUGGCACUGAGUUUCAUCUAAUGUUGCGGACGCACCAUUUUUGGUUCUGUAGAUCCUUAUUUCCCUCAAGAACAUCUUCCAGAAGGUGCCGGCGCCUUCUCCUGUUCCCAAACUUCUACCCCGUAGAACGACAAAGGCUGACGUAGGUAUCUUCACGCAGCCUGAAUUUUUGUGUACGAUAAGAGCUGUGAUAUUUUUGUCAUCACGUCUUCACAAGUACAAGGACAAGCAGUGUGUUUGUACUGGUUCUUUAUCACGCAUCAUGCGCAUCGUCUGAGAACUCUAUGGAUUAGAAGUAACCAACAAUUUCUGCCUGAAACCUAAAAAAAUCAACUUCUUACCUGCUGUUAUCUUCUCUCCGAAUGAAACAUGAUCAAAUGUCAAACCGGUCGCGCCACCACUACAAUCAUGUACAAGCGCUGCAACAUCCGAAGAGAUGGUCCCACGAGAGCGUUUCUUGCAACGCGAUGAAAAUGCUGAAGCGCAAAAGAUUGUUCCUAGCCUUUACGUAUUCCCAUGAAAAUCGG